Messenger RNA from Syngnathoides biaculeatus (alligator pipefish), 1279 nucleotides. It is a transcript of the gene mrpl44, whose product is annotated as mitochondrial ribosomal protein L44. Gene Ontology annotation, biological process: rRNA processing; primary miRNA processing; regulation of gene expression. Gene Ontology annotation, cellular component: nucleus. Gene Ontology annotation, molecular function: ribonuclease III activity; double-stranded RNA binding. Bases 10 to 1008 code for a protein of 332 amino acids. Lineage: Eukaryota; Metazoa; Chordata; Actinopteri; Syngnathiformes; Syngnathidae. The transcript is spliced from 4 exons. The record is from RefSeq and is a predicted model, not a curated record.
AGUACCAGCAUGGCGUCAGUGGUUAUUCUUAAUCGGGGUGCGUUGACUUUAGGGACAUACUGCCAACAUGUGAAUUGGAAUGUCACAGUCACGCAGGUUCGAGGGGUAAAACGCUGGAUGAAGGCCUACACUCUACUUAUGGCACGAAAGCUAAAGGUUGAAGGUCCGCCACCGCCGAAACCGAGAUCUCAAAAGCCAAAUUGGGAUUACCAUGCUGAGGUUCAGGCUUUCGGCAGCCGCCUCCAUGAGAACUUUUCCUUGGAGCUACUGAAAACAGCAUUCAUAAAUCCAUGUUACCUGCAGGCGGAAGAGAGCAGGAGACAAGAACUGGGCAUGGACUCUGAAGUCACAGCUCUUGCUCUGCAACAUAAUGUCGAGUUGAGCACACAGGGUGAUGCCUUCACGAAAAGCUUCCUUACCGAUUGGUGCAGGGCAAACUUUCCCAGUCUGCCAACACAAGGGGUGGAGAGUGUCGUGGGUCAUCUCACUAGUGUCGAGCUACUAAGCAAUGUUGCUCGAAAUCUUGGCGUUGAGGAUCUAACCAUGAGUUUGCAAUUCCCUGUCCCGGACAAUGUGCUUUAUUCAACAUUCAUGGCAGUGAUUGGAGCGCUUCAUGAAAGCAGUGGAAAAGAGCGCACAGGAUAUUUCCUUAGGGAUUUCCUAGUUUCGCAGCUAAUAGGAAAAGACCUGUUUGAUAUGUGGACAGUGGUCAAUCCUAUGGGAGUUCUGGUAGAGGAACUGAAUAAGAGAAACAUCCCCCUUCCAGAGCCCCGCCUGAUCAGGUCUGCUGGGUCCAGCACUGUCCUUCCGCUGUAUUUCGUUGGGUUGUACAGUGAUAAGAAGCUCCUGGCCAUGGGCCCAGGUGAGACGCUUACUGCAGCAGAGGAGGAGGCAGCUCGGGUGGCUCUGCGGAAACUCUUUGGCUACACUGAGGACCGCAGACCCUUUGACUUUAGUCCACAACCACAGCAUGAGCAUCCUUUACUUCAAUCAGUCAGCAGCAGUUAAGAAAGCAAGAACAUCUUCCCUACUCAGUGAAAGAAAUCAAAAUGAUGUACUUACUUGGAUUAUUUUACUUGUGGUAUUUAAAUGUACUGUGUAUAUAUAAAAAAAACAUGAAUAGGUUUUGUAUUCACUUUGGGAAUACAUGAACGAAAAAAUAUUGCUUGCCGUGGGUGAUUAGAAACUUGACUUUUCUUUAUAUUGAAUAUACAAUGUAAAUAUUUACAAUUGCAAUUAGUUGUUUGUUCUCUGUGAAUAAAUUUUGGUUCUUCUGUAA